AAUCUUGUGGUAAUAUAUGGCAAAUUUUUCUAAACAUUUUCAAAAAGAAACAUAAAACAAGUGAAAAAUGUGCAACAUUUUAAAAUUUUUUUUACUUAACAAUCAAACGUUCUCUGAAGCUAAAAACACAUAUCAUUUUAUAGCUAAGGUGUUUAUCUGUAGAAUGGCAUAUCUCUCAGCUCUAUUGAACAUUUCUAUGAAAAGCUGUGCUUUUUUCAAAAUAUGGUACUUUUCGCUACUAUUAAAAUAAAAUGCGUAUAACUCUUGAAGGAUUGAACGAGAGUACGAAUGAUUUUUAGAUUCGUAAUCAGCAUUCUUAAAUUAGCAAAGUGGGGUACAUUGUUUUGAAAUCCCAGGGAAACACCUUGGGACCUUCCCUCGUGAGUUUUUCCAACGCAACAGAAAUGCACAAAAUAAGAGACUUUUGCACCAGUCUACAUAUUAAGCCAGAGAUCAAUACUUUUCUAUAUGAAUGACUAUGCUGCAAACAAAGAAUCCGCUUUGUUUUCUUCACUUUAGAUAUGACAUCAUUCGCAAGUGCAUUUUCAACCGAUCAAAAAAUCACAAAUGGAAACUCCAUUGAAUCAUCGGAUAAUAUGGAUAAUAAUAAUUUUCUAAAUGCAACAGUUCCUAAUACUUCUACAACAUCACUUGGCACAUUCUCUAGUAUAGAUUUAGAUCAACCAAAACAUAGUUAUAUAAGUUUAAGUGAUGCAUCAGUAUUUAAUAAUUCUCGACAACAACCACCUCAAUCUCAACAUUCACCAUUGAGCACACGUCAUACAAACGAUUUGGCUACCAGCGCUAGUUUCUCAACCUCAACGUCAACGAUUGUUGAUCGCAGAAUCUCAACACCAGAUGCUACAAAAUUAUUAUCACGUAUUGAUUCAGUUAAACGAUGGGGAUUGAGCACGUAUAAAUGUACGAAACAAUCGAUGCUAGAAAAAUUUGGUAAAUCAACAAGAACGGUUGAUUCAGAACUUGAAACACAAAUUGAACAAUUAAAAGAAACAAAACGACGUUAUGAAAACAUGUUGAUAUUAGCAAGAGCAUGGCAAAAUCAUUUUGCACAAUUAAUGCACACACAAAGGGCGUUAGGCGAUACAUUUAGUGAGCUUCAACAGCGAUCGAUCGAUUUGUGCGAUGAAUUUAGUUACAACGCUGAAACUCAGCGUUUAAUCGCUAAAAAUGGUGAUUCUUUGUUAUCAGCUAUUAGUUAUUUUAUUUCAACGUUGAACACUUUAUGCACAAAAACAAUGGAAGAUACGAUGAAUACAAUUCGACUCUAUGAAUCUACAAGAAUUGAAUAUGACGCCUAUCGAAACGAUUAUGACCUAUUGCAAAAGGAUCACAGAACUGAUUCGACUGUAAAUGACUUGUCUGAAAUACAGCGUGAUUAUCAGCUUCAGAAGGAACGAUAUGAAAAGCUGAAAUCAGAUGUUGGUGUCAAACUCAAGUUUUUGGAAGAAAAUCGGGUAUGUUACACGAUGCGUUUUGUAAUUACAUAUAAAAAAAACUUCUCGACCAAAGACCAUUUCUACGCUACACGAGUUGCAAGACGGACUGUCUAAUGUUUGAUUGAAUGAUACUAACCUUGCAUUCAACCAAAUAUUAGCCAGCUCCUCUAAGUCAUGUAGUGUAGACAUGCUCAAACUCACCACUUUCUGUCUCUUCAAAUAAGUGAUGCAUCGGCAUUUAUUUUGUCUGUUCACUCCUGUUGCUAUCCUUCCAUCUCGGCAGUUGGUUAUCAUGCUAUAGCGUGAUUCUACGAUAUUCACUAAUGUCCACCUGUAAAGAUAUUCGAAAAUAAAGGGUUAUACGGCUUGUCCAGCUAACUCGAGAUUUCAUUGAUUAAGUUUUUUUUUGAAAAAAUUAUUGUAGAGUAGAACUGAAAGGAGUAUAUCACUAGAUGCAGUUUUUGGCGCUGAUUACGAAUCUCACGUUAGUUUUUGAAAAAAGUUAAAUUUUUGCAUCAAAAAUUCAGUUUUACAUUUUUUGAAAACUGUAUUUUCAAUUUCCUCACCUAGACACUUUUCAUAAUAAAAAUAGUAGGCCACACUAAUCGAUAGAGAAUUCGAUUCUCUACAAGAUGGUAUGUUUCUUUUGAAGUUUAGGCUCAACACAAGCUUUUUAAUAAAGUUUUAAGUUUUAAGAUUCCCACACAAUUCUAAGAAAACAUUUUUUCAGCUUCAUUUUCACCUUAGUCUAUAUUAGAUGCCUAAAACUAAGUCUGAUGUGAAAAUGAAAUCCUUUGUGCAAUGUUUAGUGCUCCAAACUUUGUAGGUAAAAAAAGGGUGUCACAGUGUCACGACGAUAAAACACAAUUAUUGAGGGAUGGAAAGAUUCUUUUUUGACAAUCAAUAGCUCGUUUGCUCCUCUAUAAACUUUGCUCGAGGCGCUUUUUAUUAGUUCUUCUAAAUUUGCGGCAAAUUAGCUGUUAAUGAGAAG
Didymodactylos carnosus is the source of this 2448-nucleotide messenger RNA. The record is from the annotation of a GenBank genome assembly. Lineage: Eukaryota; Metazoa; Rotifera; Eurotatoria; Philodinida; Philodinidae.